GAUGCCAAGUGAUGAGCACCGAGGCAUGCUGGGUAGGUUGUUCCUAGCCUGCGGAGCAAGUUCCUGCCUUGCAAAUGGAAAGGCUGGGCCUUCAUCACUGGACAGGAAUGGAGGAGGUCUUGGCUGGUGCUGCCUUGUCAGAGCUGGAAGGGUGCUGGAGAGCCGUAUGAGUCCGCCUCGGGUUCCUUAUAAAUACUGCUUGACUCAGUCAGUGUGUGACUGACGCCCUUGAGAUAUGAAGUGGUUAUUGUUCUUUGGGGCCCUUAUUGGGGCAGGCAUCUGCGGCCGAGACAAAUUCUUUGGGGACCAAGUUUUUAGGAUUAAUGUCAGAAAUGGAGACGAAAUCAGAAAACUGACCGAGCUAGUGAAUUCGGACCACUUUAAGCUCAAUGUCUGGAAAUCUCCCUCCACUUUUGACCGGCCUGUGGAUAUUCUCGUCCCUUCUUUUAGCUUGUUGCCAUUCAAGUCCUUCCUGAAGUCCCAGGGUUUAGACUACUCCGUGACAAUUGAGGACCUACAGGCCCUCUUAGAUAACGAAGAUGAAGAGAUGCAGCACAAUGAAGGGAGAGAGCGGAGUGGAGACUUCAACUACGGAUCUUACCAUUCUCUGGAGGCUAUUUACCACGAGAUGGAUAGUAUUGCCACAGACUUUCCUCACCUGGCGAGCAGAGUGAAGAUCGGGGAGACAUUUGAGAAACGUCCCAUGUAUGUUCUAAAGUUCAGCACAGGAGGAGGCAAGAAGCGGCCAGCCAUUUGGCUGAAUGCAGGCAUCCAUGCCCGCGAGUGGAUCUCACAGGCCACAGCCAUCUGGACAGCGAGGAAGAUCGCGACUGAUUAUCAAAAGGACCCAGCCGUCACCUCCAUCUUGAAGAAAGUGGAUAUUUUCUUGUUGCCCGUGGCCAAUCCUGAUGGAUAUGUGUUCACACAGAGCCAAAACCGAUUAUGGAGGAAGACUCGGUCCCGGAACCCGGGAAGCCGCUGUAUUGGAGUUGAUCCAAAUAGAAACUGGAAUGCUAGUUUUGCAGGAGAGGGGGCCAGUGACAACCCUUGCUCUGAAGUGUACCAUGGCUCCCACCCCAAUUCUGAAGUGGAGGUGAAAUCGGUGGUGGAUUUUAUUCAAAAGCAUGGGAACUUCAAAUGCUUCAUUGACCUGCAUAGCUACUCACAGCUGCUGAUGUAUCCCUAUGGGUACUCAGUCAAGAAGGCCCCGGAUGCUGAGGAGCUGGACGACGUGGCGAGGAGCGCAGCCAAAGCCCUGGCUUCUCUCUCGGGCACUAAGUACCAAGUGGGACCAACUUGCACCACCGUCUAUCCGGCCAGUGGGAGCAGCAUCGACUGGGCAUACGACAACGGCAUCAAAUAUGCGUUCACAUUUGAGCUGAGAGACACUGGGCACUACGGCUUCCUCCUGCCAGCCAGUCAGAUCAUCCCCACGGCGGAGGAGACCUGGCUAGGGCUGAAGACCAUCAUGGAACAUGUUCGAGACCACCUCUACUAGUCAAAGAACCCUCACGCUUUACCCCUAAGCCACCACAGUUAAAGAUCACGUCUUCAAGGAUAGGUUGGAGCCUUCUGGGCUGGCGGGGAGCUCAGCUGCUCCACUUCAGCAUUGCUUCACGGAGGUCAUACACACAUCCUGGUAGUGAGCAUGCGAGGAACACUUCCUCCGAGUAGUGGUUGGUCCUGCUGCUUUACAGAGCCUCUGGUAUACCUCUCUACCUGUGAGGCUGGUUAGGCAGGCUACGUUCAAGGUCACUACUUCCUGGUAGCCUACGGCUACCUUGCUUUUAGAACCUUGAUGGUUCUCUAGUAUCUGUGUAGCCUCGGAUAGGGCACCAUGGGAGGUGCUGGGGGAGACAAGGCUUGUCUUUAGAACUCUGUAAUUUCUCCUUCAGACAUGUUCUUUUUUCUUUUAGACAGGGUCUUACUAUUUUGCCCAUGCCUGAAGCUCCUGGGGUCA
Molecule: messenger RNA, 1960 nt
Organism: Apodemus sylvaticus (European woodmouse)
Lineage: Eukaryota; Metazoa; Chordata; Mammalia; Rodentia; Muridae
Gene: Cpa4
Product: carboxypeptidase A4
Exons: 11
Coding region: 236-1498 (420 amino acids)
Biological process (GO): proteolysis
Molecular function (GO): zinc ion binding; metallocarboxypeptidase activity
Source: RefSeq, a predicted model, not a curated record